AUGAAGUUCUUCUCUUCAUCAUCUUCUACUACUUGGACAAUCUUAGUCACAUUGGGAUGCCUUAUGCUUCGUGCGUCUUUGUCUGAUGCUCAACUUACUCCUACCUUUUACGACACGUCAUGUCCUAGCGUUACCAGGAUCGUAAGAGAUACCAUUGUCAACGAGCUAAGAUCGGACCCUCGUAUCGCCGGGAGCAUCCUUCGUCUUCACUUCCACGACUGCUUUGUUAACGGUUGUGAUGCAUCGAUCUUGUUGGACAACACAACAGCAUUCCAAACAGAGAAAGAUGCGCUUGGAAACGCAAAUUCGGCUAGGGGUUUCCCCGUGAUUGAUAGAAUGAAAGCCGCAAUAGAGAGGGCUUGCCCGAGAACCGUUUCAUGCGCAGACAUGCUCACCAUUGCAGCUCAACAAUCUGUCACUUUGGCAGGAGGUCCUUCUUGGAGAGUUCCAUUGGGGAGAAGAGACAGCUUACAAGCAUUUUUGCAACUCGCUAAUGCAAAUCUUCCAGCUCCAUUCUUCACACUUCCACAACUUAAGGCCAACUUUAAAAAUGUUGGCCUCGAUCGUCCUUCUGAUCUUGUUGCUCUCUCCGGGGGUCAUACAUUUGGUAAAAAUCAAUGUCGAUUUAUUAUGGACAGAUUAUACAACUUCAGCGCGACCGGGUUACCUGACCCUACCCUUAACACUACUUACCUACAAACUCUUCGUGGACAAUGUCCGCGUAAUGGCAAUCAAAGCGUCUUGGUGGAUUUCGAUCUGCGUACGCCUUUGGUUUUCGACAACAAAUACUACGUGAAUCUGAAAGAGCAAAAAGGGCUUCUCCAGAGUGACCAAGAGUUGUUCUCUAGCCCCAAUGCCACAGACACAAUCCCCUUGGUGAGAUCUUUUGCUGAUGGAACACAAAAGUUCUUUGAUGCGUUCGUGGUGGCAAUGAACAGGAUGGGAAACAUUACACCUCUUACUGGAACUCAAGGACAAAUCAGGUUGAAUUGUAGGGUGGUUAACUCCAACUCUCUACUCCAUGAUGUGGUGGAGAUCGUUGACUUUGUUAGCUCUAUGUGAGAAUAGUUGACUCCAUAUCUGGCUACCAGACUAUGUUAAGAUUAAUAAGCGCUCUCAAGUUGUUACUUGAGCAGGAGAAGAUCUUUAUCGGUAUGUAAAGUAUCUACGUAAUUCUGUCUUUUUAUUCCUAAUGUUUGAUAUUGGCCUUUGAAAAUGUUACGUGAAUCGUUCUAUAAGUUUUUUAUAGUUUUGAACUCGUUUCUAUACUAAUAAAGAUGACAUAAUAAAGAUAUAUAUGUUAGUUGAGAAUUUUUUUUUACA
Messenger RNA from Capsella rubella, 1323 nucleotides. RefSeq names its product peroxidase 33. The record is from RefSeq and is a predicted model, not a curated record. NCBI's taxonomy places the organism in Eukaryota, Viridiplantae, Streptophyta, Magnoliopsida, Brassicales, Brassicaceae. Gene Ontology annotation, molecular function: peroxidase activity; heme binding. Gene Ontology annotation, biological process: response to oxidative stress; hydrogen peroxide catabolic process. The transcript is spliced from 4 exons. Bases 1 to 1062 code for a protein of 353 amino acids.